Molecule: messenger RNA, 2169 nt
Organism: Cyclocybe aegerita
Lineage: Eukaryota; Fungi; Basidiomycota; Agaricomycetes; Agaricales; Hemipholiotaceae
Source: the annotation of a GenBank genome assembly
AUGGCUGAAGGAAAGACCGCAGACGGGUACCAACCGUACCGGUAUGAUGAUCCCUCGGCCAGCCUGUGGUCUGCGUACUUGUCGAAAUCGGAGAAAUACGACCGAACCAUGGCUCAGAACUGGAAGGGGGAUAUGGACUCGAUCUUGAUCUUCGCCGGUUUAUUCUCAGCGAGUGUUACAGCUUUCAUCAUAGAGAGCUAUAAGACGCUCAAUCCAGAACCCAGUGACACUACAGUUCUGCUACUCUCGCAGAUAUCACAACAGCUAGGCUUGCUGUCAACAAACACGUCUUCGAUACCAGUCAGUCCCCCUCUUCUCAUCCUCGACCAAGACAGCUUCUCUCCCCCAAUUUCUGCCAUCAUAUGCAACGUUCUGUGGUUCCUGAGUCUCGGGUUCAGCCUUGUCUCUGCGCUGUCUGCAACUUUGGUAGAACAGUGGACGCGCCAUUAUCUGCAAUCAUCUCAUAGCAAACCAACUCCUCAAGACCGAGCCCGCAUCAGUGCCUAUCUCUAUCAAGGCGUCGAGAAGUACCGAAUGGCGGCUAUAGUCGAGACCAUCCCUCUGCUCCUUCAUAUAUCCCUCUUCCUUUUCUUCGCAGGCCUGAUCGCUUUCUUGAUCCCAGUGAAUAGAGGUCUCGAAUUUCUCGUCCUCGUGAUGCUCCUGAUUUGCUGCCUUCUGUAUAUCUUCAUUACUGCUCUUCCCAUCUUCCGUCUGUCUUCUCCUUAUUGGACUCCUCUGUCCACAUUUUCUUGGUUAGUUCUUCGGAAGAUUGGCCUGCUACGCCGUCGGGACACUGACGGGAACGAUGUGCCCAUUUCCUGUCCUAUGAACGAAGCACGAGAACUUGAAGCCAUGGAAGUCACCCCGGAACGCGACCAACGAGACUUGAAAGCUAUGUGUUGGACGCUCAAUUCUCUGCGCGAAGACAACGAGUUUGAACCAUUCGUCGAAGUCAUUCCGAGUGUAGUCUCCGGCUUCGACUAUAGCGCCAAGUGGCUCCUCGAGACACUGCUCCAUCACGAGGAUAUAUCCAUCAAAUUAGGUUAUCGCAUCCCCAGGCUCCUUGCCAGUUGCGCGACGGGCCUUCUCCACCCAUCUGUCGCGCACAAGAGAGCAAUAACCUGCCUCAAAGCAAUAUGGUCCCUCACCAUGCUUUCCAUGCCGAAACCUGCGGCUGCCUCGCAAUCUUCCUCCUACAGGGAGAUGCUCAAGUUUAGAGAAGACAUGUUCGACCUUUUAUUCAAUGUGAAGAAGGCCAUCCCAAGUCCUGAAGUCCAAGAUCAUAUUCUAUCCGCGUCGAUUGUCGUUGCGAGAAGCUUGCUAGACAUGCAGGUAGGCCGCGCACAUUCAUUGGAAGCAGAGUUGCUCGCCGCCCUCGAAACAGGAAAACCGGUUCCGACGCGCAAAGGUUCAAUCGACGUGGCACAUAUUCCGUUCUACGACAAAGGAGAUGUUCUCGAUGCUUCGAAGCAGAGGAUAUUGCUGUUAGAGGCGCAAAUUGUCAGUUGCACAGAAUUCACGACUCCGCUACCUCAUGUGAUGAUGGAAGCCAUCGCGCUUCACCAUGCCCGGGCAGCGUCUCUCGCAGCUAACUCUGCCUUUGGGUUGGACAGAAAGGCAGCAAACGAGAUUCUCGAAUCCGUUAGAAGCCUCCAGAAGACCUUCAAUCAAGCCGGCUUCAACCUCGCCCUGGAAUAUGUGGUCAAUAUGCUCGAGUCGGACACCAUACCCCACGAAGCCCACAAUACCAUCCGCCGGACCUUCUUCAGGAUUGAUUUCAAGAAGAAAGCGCGAAAGGAGUUCACCAAGGAAUCACAAGAACGCUUGGUCAACUACCUCGAAGAAGCGGUCGAGUACACUACCACUGGGACCACCCGACUUCCACGGAGUAUCUUAGCCAUUUUAUUCGGCCUGACGCGAGCAUUGUCGGAGCCUACACUGAUCGUAAAAGCAAUUAGCAUCAUCGAGAAUUACAAGAAAGUAACAUCUGACGAGAGUGUUCCAGGCAUCCUGACCUCUCUCGCUCGAGCUUUGCCUCGAGAUACACCUGUCAGCCUUCCACUGGACUUAUUCAGUUCACAUCUCUAUACCGAUGCUAAACCGAUGCGGAAACAGACGAAAUCAAGAGCCAACACUCUGGCCAGCGUAUCAGAGGCGACACUUUCGUAG